Messenger RNA from Larimichthys crocea (large yellow croaker), 3497 nucleotides. It is a transcript of the gene ppp2r1bb, whose product is annotated as protein phosphatase 2, regulatory subunit A, beta b. Gene Ontology annotation, molecular function: protein binding; protein phosphatase regulator activity. Gene Ontology annotation, cellular component: protein phosphatase type 2A complex; cytosol; cytoplasm. The record is from RefSeq and is a predicted model, not a curated record. Lineage: Eukaryota; Metazoa; Chordata; Actinopteri; Sciaenidae. The transcript is spliced from 15 exons. Bases 77 to 1846 code for a protein of 589 amino acids. Gene Ontology annotation, biological process: protein dephosphorylation.
GGGCCGUGCAGCCGUUGCUCUCCGGCAGAAACCCCGUAGUGCGGCACAACAGCGCCAUUCGGUAACAGAAUCCAAAAUGGCAGGAGCUGACGGCGACGACUCUCUCUAUCCUAUCGCUGUUCUCAUUGACGAACUGCGAAAUGAGGACGUUCAGCUGCGACUGAACAGCAUCAAGAAGCUGUCCACUAUUGCUUUGGCCCUGGGUGUCGAGAGGACUCGCACCGAGCUGCUUCCUUUCCUCACAGACACCAUCUAUGAUGAAGAUGAGGUGCUUUUGGCCUUGGCUGAGCAGCUUGGCAAUUUCACUAUGUUGGUGGGAGGGCCGGAGUACGUCCACUGUCUCUUGCCUCCUCUGGAGAGCCUUGCCACCGUGGAGGAGACAGUAGUCAGAGAUAAAGCUGUGGAGUCUCUGCGGAAGAUCUCUCAGGAGCACUCUCCAGUUGACCUGGAGGUCCAUUUUGAGCCUUUGGUUAAGCGGCUGGCCAGCGGUGACUGGUUCACUUCUCGCACAUCUGCCUGCGGCCUCUUUAGCGUUUGUUAUCCCCGUGUCUCCAGCACUGUCAAGGCUGAGAUCCGUCAGCAUUUUCGCACCUUGUGCUCAGAUGACACUCCCAUGGUUCGUCGUGCUGCAGCAUCUAAACUGGGAGAGUUUGCCAAAGUCCUGGAGCUGGAUUAUGUAAAAAGUGACAUCAUUUCCCUCUUCACUGCUCUGGCCUCUGAUGAGCAGGACUCAGUGCGGCUGCUUGCAGUGGAGGCAUGUGUCAGCAUUGCCACUCUGCUGCCUCAGGAGGACCUCGAGACCCUGGUGAUGCCAACCCUGCGUCAGGCUGCCGAAGAUAAAUCCUGGAGGGUCCGCUACAUGGUGGCUGACAAGUUCUCUGAGCUCCAGAAAGCCGUGGGGCCGGAGAUCACCAAGAACGAUCUGGUCCCAGCCUUCCAAAAUCUUCUGAAGGACUGUGAAGCUGAGGUCCGUGCUGCUGCAGCCAACAAAGUAAAAGAGUUCUGUGAGAACCUUCCAGAGGACAGUCGUGAGCAGAUCAUCAUGACUCACAUUCUGCCCUGCGUCAAGGAACUUGUUUCAGACACCAACCAGCAUGUGAAGUCAGCUCUGGCCUCGGUCAUUAUGGGCCUUUCAACCAUCCUGGGCAAGGACAACACAAUAGAGCACUUGCUGCCUCUCUUCCUGGCUCAGCUCAAGGACGAGUGCCCAGAGGUGCGUCUCAACAUCAUCUCCAACCUAGACUGCGUGAACGAGGUGAUUGGCAUCCGUCAGCUCUCCCAGUCACUGCUGCCGGCCAUUGUGGAGCUGGCAGAGGACGCCAAGUGGAGGGUCCGCCUCGCCAUCAUUGAGUACAUGCCCCUGUUGGCAGGACAGCUGGGAGUGGAAUUCUUCGACGAGAAGCUCAACACCCUUUGUAUGGCCUGGCUUAUUGACCACGUGUAUGCCAUCCGUGAGGCGGCCACCUGUAACCUAAUGAAGCUGGUGGAGAAGUUUGGAGCUGAAUGGGCUCAGAACACCAUCGUGCCCAAAGUGCUGGGCAUGGCCAACGACCCCAAUUACCUCCACAGGAUGACCACUCUAUUCUGCAUCAACGCGUUGUCAGAGGCGUGCGGCCAGGAUAUCACCACUAAGCAGAUGCUACCGGUGGUCCUCAAGAUGUCCAACGACCAGGUGGCCAACGUCCGCUUCAACGUGGCCAAGUCCCUUCAGAAGAUCGGCCCCGUCCUUGACAGCAAUGCCCUUCAAACAGAGGUGAAGCCGGUGCUGGAGAAGCUGGCCACAGACACAGACAUGGAUGUCAAGUACUUUGCCCAGGAGGCUAUCAGCGUUUUGGCCCUAGCAUAAAACCAACCCAACAUGGCUAAACCAGACGACCACCCGGAACAACAACGCAAACACUUUUACAAGAUAUUUAUUGAUGUGCAGGAACAACUGGUUAAUGUAUAGAGAAAGCUGUUAACAAUUGUUUUAUCCUCUUUCUUUUUUUUUUCCCUUUUGUUGACUGUCCAAUGGUAGACCACGUCCAGGCGUAGCACAGACUCCUCGUUGACCUUCCUCCUCGCUGUAAAUGGGUGCUUUUGGAAAAAAAAAAAGGCAAAGUGUGAUCAAUCUGCAUUAAGUGGUGCAUGCUGACUAACCUGCUACUGUACUAGCUAGGCAUCGCUAACCAGAACCCCCUUUCACAUUCCUCCCUUUGACGCCCUCGGGCCGCUGUUGUGCUUUAACCGCAGUCGUUGCAGCAUACCACAUGUCUACGUUCGCCACCUAGCACCUCGGAGGCCACGCUUGGCUCUCUGUGCCGCCGCACUGUCCUCCCGACGCUAGACGCAAACUCUGAGCAACAGAUGGUUCAACAAGCUGUUUGUUUUGCCGAGCUUCCUCCCGAAUCGGCCCUUCGGUAGCUUCUCUCUAUUCGCCGACUUCUCUGGCGUGGCUCUCCAGAGGAGCGAUUGACGGGCGCGUGCAGGUCUGCCAGGCUAUAAAACAAUGAGGUGUCCAUUACUGCAUGUAAUCUGAUGCACUCUCUCAAUGAUUGCAUGUACUGAUCAAUCUCAAAUAGUGUUCCCCCCCCCCCCAACUCCAGACCACCCUGCCCUUCUGUGCCGUUUGCUUUCUGCGGCAACACGGAUUUAAUUGGUCGAACCAAUGAAUUACCUCGGCCCGCCGUAAUGUGGACCAGCUCAGUCGUAAAAGUGUUGCUCCUAAUCAUCCCUCUUUCAAAAUCCUCAGUGAUUUCUGUUGAUGUGCUAGGGUGGGAAGUUGUAGUCAUUUGUGAUUUUUCUGCAAUAUGUUCUCGGCAUUGUUCUUAAUCUUUGUGCCAAUGACUUUGAUGAGCAGUAGUAUUUUCUUUUAGUGUGCCUAGGUAAACAGUUUUCACCUGUCCUUUCCUGUAAAAGAGACGACUUUGUUGUUUCUUGUAAGGGACACUUUAUUCCUCGGGACGUUAAUGGGAUUUUAAAGCUAAAUUGACAACAGCUGUCAGAGGGCAGUGGGACUAUCAAAACCAUGGCACUCCUCGUGUCCUAGAGCCACCCAGUCUUUCCUUAAAGUACAUGCCAGGUCCUCCACUGUACACGAGAUUUACAAGCAUAAGGUCAGCGAAUGUGAAGGGCCACCCAGCGAUUCAUGCUUACAAACCUCGACGCGAUGGAGAACAAGCGCAUGCUUUCAAAGAAAGUGGGAUGGGGGGGGACAUGGAGCAUGUGUACGUAAGGCUGCAUAAUGUUUUAUUAUGGGGUGGGAGCUGGGGUGGUUAUGGGCGGGUUGAAUAAAUGUAUCGUCUGUGUUGAUAAAAGAAACUUUUGUCUUUCCCUCAACUGCUCCCGCUGUUCCCUUCUCCUCCUCCCCCCUCCCCUCAUUUUGUUCUCUUGAAUAAACCUUGAUUGUUGAUUGUCCUGUAUCAAGAAGACUGUGCUUUUAUUUUUAUUUUGAAUUCUCUUCACAAUUGGGAUGCUGUACUACUGUAUCUUGAUCUGAAUAAAGUAACACAAAGGAA